CGAGGCAGCGGCUGGCAGGGUAUAUAAAGGUAUGAGCUGACACCGGCGUGGCCUCUGCGAGCUAAACAUCACGUUCAGUCGGGUUUUGGAGAGGAGAGGGGUCAGUCAGUUUCGGAUGUCCAGCGGCUCUCUCCUGUGAGGAAUUAACGCGCACGAGCCAAAGACACGAGUGUGGAGCUCAACAUGGUGCAGCUGUCUCCUUCCCCUACCCUGGAUAUCACCCCCCCACCUGAGCGCUCAGAGGAGGAGGGGGAGGAAGGACAGGAGGACUCAGGAAUGGCUGGUGGCCCGAAGGUGGGCUCACCCAGUGGGCUGAGCGCCCUGCAGCUCAGCCUGGAGGUCUCCACCUCCUACCAUGGCUAUGAAACGUACAUAGAGGAUGGUCUCAUCUGCCUCAAACACAAGGUCCGCAACCUGGAGAAAAAGAAGCUGAAACUGGAAGACUACAAGAAGAGGCUGAACCAGGGCCAGGCAUUAAACAAAGAUCAGAUGAUGGCUGUGGAAAAGUACGACGAGGUGCUGCAUAACCUUGCAUUCGCAAGGGAGCUACACAAAACCCUGGAUGACUUGACUCAGAAUCUGCUGAGGGCUCAGAGGAGGGUGGUGAAGAAGGAGCAGGUGGUGAAGGUGGAGACGGAGAGGAGGCGCCUGAGCAUGGUGCUCCAGAUCCAGCAUGUCCUCACCAGCCUGCAGCAGGAGCACAUCAGGAGAGACCUGCUGGCCGGACAGAACCAGGCGCCUCAUCUUUCAGCCCAGCAGCUGCACUGCCUGAGCCAGCUUGCCAGUCUGCUGGGAGUCAAGAGGAAUAACAGACUGACCUUAGAGGAGCAGAUGGACCAGGCAGCUCUGGUCUACUUGGACCUGCUGGAGGGGAAAGACAAGGCAGUGGCUGGAUCCACAUUUAAGCUGCUGAAAGAGGAGCUCACCAGGCUGAUGAACUGCAAGUACUUCAGUUGUCUUCCACCUCCACCCAAGAAUGCUCCAGAGGUGUCGCAGAGCUCAACCAAUAACAGCACCAUAUCAAAGACAAAACCAAAUGAGGUUUCUAAGGAGUUUUUCAACAGACUGUACCUGUCUGACAUGGAGACUCCUCCCACUCAGAACUGGAAGGAGGACUUCCAGGCCAUGAGGGAGCAGGAGCCUCCUGACAGCUGGGAUAUGGAACUCCCAGAUGGACCCACCUCACCACCAGCUGCAGUCCACAAACCAUGGAGAGGAGCUGCUACUUUCAUCCCCAAAGUCCCCGUUACCACCAAGAAACAGUCUGCUGACGGCAAACAGCAGAAAAAAGAGAGGAAAGCCAAAGGAGAGCAGAAUGCCAAGUCGGCACAUCACAUGGACAUACCGGUAGAGGGUUUCAACUCCCCAUCUACCUUACCCAAAGACCCCAUUCUGAGGAAGCAGCACCUAGAGGACCUCAUGACAAAGAUCCAUGGCUCCUUUAGUUUCAUGCAGGACUCUCUUCUGGAUGGUGAGAGCUCCCCAACUAAUGACCACCCCAGAAUGAAGAGACGGCCAUCUGGAUCUCCAUCUCCUCUGGGUAACUUGGAACAAUUCAGCAAGCUUGCUCAGAGAGACUUGAGAAGCCCAGUUGAUAUCCUGCCCAAAGCAAUGCAUUCCACCCCACUGCCUACCAGACUUCUGGAGAGCAAAGCCAGUCUGAGGAAUGGGGAUCAGUGCCUGGAGACCUGUGACCUGGAUCUUUCCUCAAAGGACCUACCUCAUGAGCCACUGCAGAUGGCUGAACAAAAGACGUUUUCUUCACCACCGCUGUACUGCAGGGAGUCUACCAUCUCUGUCAGUCUGGAGGACAAGAGCCGUCCUCGUACACCAGUAACUGAGUCAGGGAAGCAGUCUCCCUGUAACGGGGUGGCAUCUUGCACCUCCACCCCCCCUCAGGCACAAUCGUUCUCCACACCUCCCACCAGACGAACUCUCUCCUCUGCACAGUUUCAGAGCAUCCAGUCAGUCUUUAAGGUGAAUGCCUCCUCACCCCAGAAUGGGGAAAUGAACUACAAACCAGAUUCCGCAGUUUUCGCUGAGCCCAGGUACAGCACUGCCAGCACCCAAACACCUCCCGAGUUUGCUCCCACAGAAGAUGAACCACAGCAGGUGUACCAAUCAGAUUAUACGGUGGGUAAUGGUGGACAGACCUUCCUGUCCCCUGGCCAGUCAGGUGGAAGUGCGGGUCGAUCCGGCCAGUCGUACUACAGCAGAGGAUCUGUGAGAGGUAUGGCACGUGGCGGCAAGGGACUGGCACACACCUUUCGCUCUUCUGGUUGGUAUCGAGGAGGAACCUUCAUCCCCCAGGCUCAUCUCAGGGACUCUGGCCCUCUGCUAUAUGCUGCAAGAGACUCUGGAUAUCAACACAGCUAUAGGCGUGGAGGAGGGAGACAUAACUCCAGUGCAGCCUGGAGUGAUUCCUCUCAGGUGAGCAGCCCAGACCGUGAGGGAGCCUUCACAAUUGUGGACUCGGGUCAUGGUGAUUCCCUGUCAGUCUCCACUAUGGAGGUCCCGCUCACUCCCCAUGGCCACCACCACACCACCUUGCUUCCCAUGCAACUGUACCCGCUCUCCCAGCCGCUGCGAGUGGCCUUCACCGCCUCUCGUACCGCCAACUUCGCCCCAGGCAACCUGGACCAGCCCAUCGUGUUCGACCAGCUGCACAGCAACCUGGGGGAGAUGUACGACACCCACAUUGGCCGUUUCACCUCCCCUGUGAAUGGAACCUAUGUCUUCAUCUUCCACAUCCUGAAGCUCGCCAUCAACGUGCCACUCUACAUUAAUCUCAUGCGUAAUGACGAAGUGAUGGUGUCGGCAUAUGCCAACGAUGGGGCCCCAGAUCAUGAGACGGCUAGCAACCACGCUAUCCUGCCUCUCUUCCAAGGAGACCAGGUGUGGCUCAGGUUGCAUCGUGGUGCUAUCUAUGGCAGCACCUGGAAGUACAGCACCUUCUCUGGCUUUCUGCUGUACCAGGACUGACCAGCUGUCAGCCAAACAGCCCUCCUCUCUUAAUGUGUGGACUGUUUGCUUUGCACUAAAUGGUGAUUAAACUGACAUUUCAGUAUUGUGGUCAGGCUGCAUGCCAGUGCCCUUUUCACCAUAAUGCCCAUUCAUAACAUAAGCUGUCUCAGUGGCCAAAUGGUAUCCUCUGUACUCACAGCCAUUACCUACAUUUGAAGUGGGGAUUGUGACUACUUGACAUAUACCAAACUUACUUGAUUCCCCAUGAAUGUGUAGUUCACGAUGGUGGUGGUGCUCCUUGUGACUGUGAUACUAGUACAACUGGGCCUUGAUCACAUGUCGUCUUGCUGUAAAUUACCCCGUCACUGAUUUCAGUGAUAACUCUAAUGCAACGUUAUGAAUUUGUGCCUUUUUUUUGUUUUCUGAAUGGCUUUGGAUGACUGACCAGAUGUUAUACGGCUAAUGAACUGAAUGAAUGGCUGACUUACCAGAUGAAUUAUAACUGACUCUACUAUCAGCACUUUGCUUGAUGCUGUCUCUUAUGCAUUCAGUCUCACCUUGCUGUGUGUGUGUGCGUGUGUGUGUGAAUGUGAGCAUAAGGAAGAUUGUGUUCUUGGUGGUGGGUAUGGUGUUAAGGCCAAAUUGUUGCACUAACUGACUACUGUGGUGAGAUGGAAGUGGUCCCUUGAUGUGCCUAAAUAAAAGAUGAGCAGUGAA
This is a messenger RNA of Thunnus maccoyii (southern bluefin tuna), 3681 nucleotides long. It is a transcript of the gene caprin2, whose product is annotated as caprin family member 2. Gene Ontology annotation, molecular function: signaling receptor binding. The record is from RefSeq and is a predicted model, not a curated record. NCBI's taxonomy places the organism in Eukaryota, Metazoa, Chordata, Actinopteri, Scombriformes, Scombridae. The coding region runs from base 184 to 2982 and encodes 932 amino acids. Gene Ontology annotation, biological process: positive regulation of canonical Wnt signaling pathway. Gene Ontology annotation, cellular component: cytoplasm. The transcript has 21 exons.